AUGCCUCGUUCCUAGCACCCAGAACCAUAAGCGUAUCUCCAAUUGCGCCCAACACCAUAGACGCCUCUCCAGCAAGGCCCAACACCAUAGGCACCUUGCCCAAGAAUGUCCCAGGCGCUCUGACCUCGAUAGUGCCCAUGGGGCUUGCUCGUCAAUGCCAUCAGUGCUUCCACCAUGAUGCUCGCCCGUGGGAGCGCGCCCAUGAUGUUCACCCAAGGGAGCUCUCCUAUGAUGCUUGCCCAUGGAAGCUCGGAGUGCCUUUGAUCCUCCUCGCAGAAUAA
Molecule: messenger RNA, 281 nt
Organism: Ilex paraguariensis (yerba mate)
Lineage: Eukaryota; Viridiplantae; Streptophyta; Magnoliopsida; Aquifoliales; Aquifoliaceae
Source: the annotation of a GenBank genome assembly